Messenger RNA from Haliotis rufescens (red abalone), 3709 nucleotides. RefSeq lists its product as uncharacterized. The transcript is spliced from 6 exons. The record is from RefSeq and is a predicted model, not a curated record. Lineage: Eukaryota; Metazoa; Mollusca; Gastropoda; Lepetellida; Haliotidae. The coding region runs from base 95 to 799 and encodes 234 amino acids.
GGAUGACCUAUUUAAUCGGAUUCUCGGCGAGCCUGUCACAUCGGCCAUUCCACACAGCUACUUCGCAACUGUCAGUCGGGAUUUCUUAUUCAACAUGACCAAAACAAAGAUAAACAUCGCCAAUGGAGUAAUCUGCGCCAUAGUGAUUGGAGCAGGAAUCGCAUUCAGCGUCUUGGUGUAUAUGCUCUUUGACAAGAUUGUCCAGGCGACGCUGUCCAGUUUGAACCUCACCGGCGGUUUCAACGGCUAUUCGGCGUAUGCAGCAUCUCCCGUAUGGUCGAUAGGCUUCGCUUUCAUCAUCCCUGGUCUUAUCGGCGCUAUAGCAUCAUGUGCACGAUGCAAGGGAGGGUACAUCACUCAGAUGGUAUUCUGUAUUCUGACGCUCGUCAUCACGGGGAUCAUCUUCAUCAUCUGUGUGCUGGCCCUGGGUGCAUUCGCUGCGGCGGACGCCGGAAACUGCCGGUCCGUCGGAAGCACCUGUGUGUGCGGGACUUUUGCCCUCCCCAACAGCAACUACUCCUGUGAAGACCUCAACGCUAUCAACGGCAUGGCAAUCGGCAUCGUUGUGAUGGUCGUGGUUGGCUGGAUAAUGACUCUCGUCGCCACCAUCCUAGGCGGGAUGCUUGCAUGCGCACGAGAGGAGACCCAGCCAGGUUUUGUAAUUCAACCCAAUCCAGGCGUCACGGUCCAGAUGGGGAACAUGCCGCCACAGCAAUACGGGCAACAGGCGUACAGCCCGCAACAGGCGUACAGCCCGCAACAGCCUUACUACGGCCAACAGUAUGCACAAAAAAUGUAACCUUCCACCAUAGGAUGGCAUCUUCCCGAGGCAAGGGCGUUAACUGACUAUACAAGUCCAGUUUCAAAAUCUUCCCGAGGCAAGGGAGUUAACUGACUAUACCCUUGCCGAACUAGGCUGGAAUUCCGGAGUUACAUUUUGGCUGGACUAACGAGUCUUUGCAUAGUCCAAUCAAAAUCGAGUGACGAAGUAGACAUUUUAACGUGCAGAAUUCGGUCGACUGCAUGAUUUGAAAAGCCUGUGUAUCGUCAACUGGGUAUAGACAGAUAUUUUGCAUAUCUUUUCAUGUUUUGAAUCCAGGUGCUUAAGUGAUUUGAUGCACCUCGGAGGUUUAGUCCCGUUUUAUUACAAUAUAGAUCUUGAUUAUCGUCUUCACUGGGCACCGCCAUUUUGUUUGAAGCAGAUGCAAGUGAUAUGAGAGAUGGAAUCUGAUUGGUCAAUAAGAGGGACAUAGAAGGGAUAAAACUCGUAAUAGCAACCUGUGGCGGUACGAUCGAACCUGAAAUUCCAGCCUAGUUCGGUAAGAGUGGAAACUAGACAGUCAGUUAACGCCCUUGCCUCGAGAAGAUGCAGGAGGGGUGUAAGCUUUGACAUGACUCAAUGGCACCGAUGAUCAUUGAUGUGAAUAUCAAGACAAGCGAGACAUUCUUUCAUUUGAUACAGAUCUACUGACAGUAUCGUUAAGAUCGCUUUAUCACUGUUAUCAUUUUCAUAUUAUUUUAGUUUAUACAUUGAAUGUUUAUGUUAUAGCCUUUGACGUUUUUGGGAUGGUUUAUGUCAUAUACACACCAUCUGUUUGUACAGAGAACACGAAGAAGUGACCACUGUUUACGAUGGUGGCAAUGUAUAUUUGUUAUUGACGUAUACAUUUUCAUACCGAUGAGGUUUUGUCCCUGCUGAAACUCUCAAACUUUAACAUACCACGUGACUUUUAUUAUAUUAUAAGCGUUAUAUUUCCAGAUUAGGAACGGUUAGGAGGUUUAUAUAUUAAUACACAAGGAAGGGUGACCGUAACCAAUAACUGAUGACGUGGAAACUCUACAUACUUUCAGGAAACAGGCAGAUCCAGGGUAGUGAAAAAGAAGUCACAAAGGUGUCUGAAAUUAUCCCCCAUAAUGCACUGUAUCUGUUCAUCCCCGUCCGCCUCUCAUCAGUGUAGGGGGCACGGGUGGCCCAGUCGUCUAAGGCGCCGCGAUUCGCUGAUUCGAGUUGCGCCCCUUGGACACGCCAGAAACCUCAGGUUGUGGGUUCGAAUCCCGGUUCGCCCCAAUUAUGUUUCUUGGUUUGUCAGCACCAUACCCGUGCUCGGGGGUUUCACCGAAGUGGAAAACCUCUGAGACCUGCAUCACUUCGGGCUUUCCUCCCACAUUAAGCUGACACGCCGUGAUAUAACUGGAAUACUGUUAAAAGCGGCGUUAAACCCAACUCACUCACUCACUCUCAUCAGUGUAUUGUCGCCAAGUACCAACAGAUGAAGACUGUUUUUAUGUGUCUCCCUGUCGUGCUUUACCUGAUGAAAUACACUACACGUAGUCCUACAACACCCAUGCUUCACGUGACCCACACACGAUGUACAUUCAUGCCUUAAACAGUUUGUUACAAAAAUAACAUACAAAAAUAAAAUGGCUUCCGCCGAAUUCAAUCCCCUCUACAGGCUGCUAAACUUUUCAAAUAUGUUUUCUGAUAUGUAUUUUAUACAAAGAUGUUGUUUUUGAAGUUUCAACGCGUGGAGGUUUUAUGGCAUUUUGUUGGUGUGAGCAGGAAUGGUCCGUUCUAUUGCAGCAACCCUGCAUCCACGGACUUCAUAUUCAACCUUUGACACGUGUCGACGUCUUGUUUCGUGUAGUGUUUUCUGUACACAAAGUGUUCCUGAAAUGUAAAAUGUAUGUUCAUAAUUGAUUUACAGUGCUUUGCUAUUUCAUUGAUGGAUCUUAUAUAUUUUCCUAAACCUCUUUUUAUCAGACUGUAUUGGUGUAAAACCAAAACGCACUUGAUAACAUGUUACCAUCUGAAAUAUUAUUUUCUAUACAUAUACAGCGGAAUAGUGUCACAUUCUCGUAUCAUCUGUCUGUUUAGUACUUAAGCCCAAUAUUAUUACUCUUGGGACUGUGAAUAUUGCAUAUGUAGAAAUUCUAUAGAUAAUUGAAACGACACGGAAGAGAAUUUAUUGACGUCAACUUUUUGUUAUUAUGGGGAACGUCACGUUUCAGAGUACAUGCUUACUCUUUCAUCAGGUGAGUAGCGAGAAGUGAGGGUACACUCCGAAACAUUGCGUUCCUCAUAAUAAAUAUUUGUUUGUUUUGUUUGUUGUUUAACGCCGCACUCAGCAAUAUUCCAGCUUAAUGACGGCGGUCUUCAUAUAUAAGAGUGUGGACCAGACAAUCCAGUGCUUGACAUCAUGAGCAUCGAUCCCCGCAAUUGGGAUCAAUGACAUGCAUCAACCAAGUCAGUGAGCCUGACCACCCGAUCCCGUUAGUCGCCUCUUACGACAAAAGUUGACAUCCAUAAAUUCUCUUCCUUAUGUGUAUCACUUAUAAAUGCCUUUCAAAGGCUUAAUAGGUACGACGAUUUCAAAUGCCUAACAUGUGUAAUUUUGCUGUUGGAAUAUAUUGAAGCCUGAUCCAGUGCCUUUUCCCCGCUGCUGUCGGACGGCGUGGGGCACCAUGUAUGUCUCAUCACCCACAUCAGAUGAAGUGAAUGCAAUAAGUCUUUUCCAUGUCUUACCAUGAGCAAGUUCAAGUAUUAUUUGCAACUGAACUGUUUCAGCGCUGUUCCCCAAACGUCUAUAUUCUUAUAGCGUCCAUCAGUUAAGUGUUCUCGUGGUCAGAACGCAUAAUAUUAGACUAUGCAUCUCAGCGGUUUUGUCUUUCUUGUUUAUUUUUGAAAAUAAAACAUUUUUUUUUUCACGUU